AUGUCGGGCUUGGUUGAAGAACCAAUGACCGAACUUCAGGAGGUUCCUGGCAAGGGCCAAGGCCUCAUUGCCACUCGCAAAAUUCCCAAGGGCACCCGAAUCCUCUCCGAAAAAGCCAUCAUCAGAGUCCCUGAAAUCUUUGCCAACAUCGCGGCUGUGUCAGCCUCCAUCGGCAGACAGGUUGAUAGCCUUCCUCCUGAUCAACGAGAAGCCUUCCUGUCGAUGUGCAACAUCUAUCCUAGUGACGACGAUACCUCGCCAUACCUUGGAAUUGUCCGAUCCAAUGGUCUGCCCAUGGACUUUGGAAGUGGCGUUUUCCUUCAGGCAUCCCGUAUCAAUCAUGCCUGUGACAACAACGCACAGAAGGACUACAAUGAGGGCAUCAAACGACACACUGUUCAUGCUCUUCGCGACAUUGAAGAAGGCGAAGAGAUCACCAUCACGUACCUUGGUAUCUUGAAGAAUCGAAGAACGCGACAACAAGCCCUUCGAACCAAGUUUAUGUUUACUUGCACCUGUAACCUUUGCUCACUGCCAGAUGAUUUGAGCGCCGAAAGCGACAGACGUCUUGACGAGAUCCUUGCGCUGGAAGACCGAAUCGCUCGAGCUGGAAUCACGGGAAUGCUGUCAAACCCAAAGCGGAUGCUUGGACACGUUUACCAACAAGUUCAACUGUACAAGGAACAUAGCUUGGAUGACAUUGGCUUACCAAGAGCCUUCUUUGAUGCCGCACAGAUUGUUGUCACCCAUGGGGACCUGGCCAGAGCACGAGUCUUCACGGAGCGAGCCGCAGCCGCUUGGCGUCUCAUCCGAGGCGAUGACGAUCCUCAUGUUAUCAAGACCCAGAAGCUUGCUCUGGACCCUUCCACUCAUACCACGUACGGGCACACCGCACAGUGGAAGACCGCCUUUGAUCAAGUUCCGCAGGGUCUCAACCGUGACGACUUUGAAGCCUGGCUUUGGAAGAGGGAGAAGCUGCCAGAGGUUGGAGCUUUCCGCAACCAAGACAUGUUUCCCAGUUUCCUUGGAUUACCCAGCGAUAAUGUUAUGGAGCGCGACUUUUUCAAAAUCAAGGACGGUCGUAACUUUAGGCCUCGACGACACUGGUGCUUCUUGGCAGAGAUUGUCGAGCAUUCCGAUUCCUCGCGUCUCCAGAUGACUGUCAAGGAUGUCACUGGCAAGACGCUUCCGAUCAUCUUCUACACAGGAACACACGAAAGCGAGGUAGUAGCGUCACAGAUUCGUGAAGGGUACACUGUUGCGGUACUCUAUGCAGAGCAGCAUGCAUUCGUGUAUGAGGAAGUAGGAAUUCGUUUUGAGAAACCCACGCUUCUCAAGAUCUUCCCAGUGGCGCUGGACGAUCUCCUUUCUCUGAGCGAUAGAGUUCACAAGUACUCAACCGUAACCAACGGAAUGAGAACCUGCCACGGGUGCGGCAAACAGGCAGCACUCGGGUCACCUGCGUUGAUCGCCUUGCGUCAAUAUCGAUCACAAAGAUUGGGGGCUGCUCUUGGUAUCAUGUCUGCAUACCAGAUGGUUCAGGAGUACAACAUAGACAACUGCACUUUUACAUGA
Molecule: messenger RNA, 1575 nt
Organism: Fusarium graminearum PH-1
Lineage: Eukaryota; Fungi; Ascomycota; Sordariomycetes; Hypocreales; Nectriaceae
Exons: 3
Coding region: 1-1575 (524 amino acids)
Molecular function (GO): protein binding
Source: RefSeq, a predicted model, not a curated record